This is a messenger RNA of Lolium rigidum, 1657 nucleotides long. Its product is annotated as protein AAR2 homolog. The record is from RefSeq and is a predicted model, not a curated record. NCBI's taxonomy places the organism in Eukaryota, Viridiplantae, Streptophyta, Magnoliopsida, Poales, Poaceae. The transcript has 14 exons. Bases 28 to 1203 code for a protein of 391 amino acids. Gene Ontology annotation, biological process: spliceosomal tri-snRNP complex assembly.
GGGGGAGGCGCGGCGGCGGCGGCGCGGAUGGACCCCGAGGCGGCGACGGAGCUGGCGCGGAAGGGCGUCACCCUCCUUCUCCUCGACGUGCCCCAGCACACCAUCCUCGGCCUCGACACGCAGGUGUUCUCGGUCGGUCCCAGGUUCAAAGGGAUCAAGAUGGUGCCUCCAGGGCCGCAUUUCGUCUACUACUGCUCCCCCAGCAGGCACGGGAGCGAGUUUGCACCUACUGUCGGAUUCUUUCUUACUACUCACCCAUCUGAGGUGGUCGUUCGAAAAUGGCAUGCUCAAGAGGAGAGAUUAGUGAAACUAUCAGAAGAGGAGGAAAUCAGAUACUCUGAAGCAGUGAAGCGUUUUGAGUUUGAUGAUCAUCUUGGACCAUACAAUUUGGAUACUUUUGGAGACUGGAAACAACUUUCAAGCUACUUGUCACAAAGUGUCAUUGAACGCCUUGAGCCAAUUGGAGGGGAAAUUACAAUUGCAUUGGAGACAUCAUGGAUGGAUAGAGCUCCCCAAACUGAUACGGAGAGACGAUUGAUGGAACAACUUAGAGAAGACAAGUUCGCAAAGAUUUCUCCCGCACAGCCUGAGCGGAGAGGAUGCUACUACACAACUAUCCCUGCUUCGGUUAAGCACAAGAAUAUCUCUGCGAAUGAGCUGACUUUGCUGAAUUUGGACAGAACAAGCUUGCUGGAGAGUGUUUUGGCCAAAAGCUAUCAAGACCAAGAAGAUUUGCUCUUGGGAGAGCUGCAGUUCUCUUUCAUAGCAUUUAUGAUGGGGCAGUCACUGGAGGCGUUCAUGCAGUGGAAAGCAUUAGUCAGUCUUCUUUUGAGCUGUAGCGAAGCUCCACUUCAUGCACGGACACAAAUGUUUGUGAAGUUUAUUAGGGUUAUUUACUAUCAAUUCAAGCAUGGCUUUCAACGGACACAUGAUUCCAGAAGUAGUGAGGACAAGGGCAACUCUUUGUUUCUGGAUGAAGCGUGGUUUUCAAGAGACAUAUUUCUGUACCGUCUUUCCAAGGAUUUCCUGGCAGUAAUACUUGAAGCCCCAGUUGUGGAUGGAGACCUUCUAUCAUGGGCUAGGAAGCUGAAGACACUCCUGGAGACCACGUUUGGAUGGGACCUCGAGAACAGUGCGGCGAACCUUAUCGACGAAGAUGACGAGUUUGCUCCUGUUGUCGUGGAGAUGGACGGGUCGUCGUAGGACGGACAUUCUGUGAAAUUUUUCAAGGAUGUGGUAUGACAGGGUGGCGUACUAUGAGAGGACAUGCUUUACCUUAGCAGCGGGGUACAUGUUUGGACCUUGGAGAUGGAGAUUAGUAAGGGAUUCUUAAGUUGGAUGCCUGCUUUGCAGCAUUAAUGGUUCCUAGCUGCAACUCAAGACACUGUAUCAUCUUGGAGCUCCGCCGUUUGGAUGUCAAGCCCUGUACCUUCACUUUCCAUAUUCGACCCCCUGUUGUAAUGACCUUAGGCAGUUAGGCCUUCCCUUUCUGAUCACGAAGAUGCCAUGUUUCACUUUGUGGUUUCUUUGUGUUCCUUGAUGACUUCCUAUGUGUAAAGUAAUUCCUUGAACUUUUUCUCCCGAAGCGUGCGAGGCUUCGCCAACCUAUAUAAGGUGAACCGUUUUUUUCAACGAUAAAUCCUUGAUUCCCACCCUA